GGUGGUGAGGUGGGUUCUGGCCCAGUAAACCUCACUGAAACAUUUCAGGUGCGGCGCAACCUCCCUUCUUGAUUUGGCUACGAACGGAGUAAUGUAACUAUCGUGUUUGGUCCCGUCACGUUAACUCACUGCUGACAAGAAACCUGUGAUAGCCACAGCAGAAGCAGCAACGGCUUUUCUGCGUUUGAAGCUUUGCACAAGGGGAGGAGGCUGAAACUGUGAAGCUUAGACUGUGCCACACGCCAGCUCAGAAAGAAGACGGCAAUGCUUUCGAGAGGGGCCCUGCAAGAAACCGAUCACUUCCACCUGUAAUCAAAACAGCUCCUGCUGGUCUGGAGUUCAGAUUCCCACCCUCUCCUGUUCCCCUCCCUUGGAGAUGAACCAGAGGCUCGAUCUUUCCUCCUCCUUGCCUGAAAUCUCCAUCAGCAAUGAUACUAUAGCCAGAUCCGACCACCAAAGAGAGAAGGAGAUUUUUCCCUUUAAAGCUAGGCUUCUAUUGCAACUGAACUAGGAUUCAUCCUUUAUUUUUUUUUAAAUUGGAUCAACUGUGGGCUUUUAGGUUUCAUUUGACAUUUUGAAACAUCAUUAUUGUUUCCAUUUGUUGUCAUAGCUGCUGCUGCUGUUGGUUUUCUUGGAUAAAAAUUGGAUUUAUAAAAAAAUAUUGGUUCUUGUUCAAGUCUGCCAAUGGCUUUUUUGAUGAAGAAGAAGAAGUUCAAAUUUCAAACCAGCUUCACUCUGGAGGAGCUGACUGCUGUCCCUUUCGUGAAUGGCGUUCUGUUCUGCAAAAUUAGAUUGCUGGAUGGAGGAGAUUUUGCAACUCUGUCUUCGAGAGAAGAGGUUCAGGAAAACUGUGUGCGCUGGAAGAAGAAAUUCACCUUUGUCUGCAAAAUGAGCGCCAACCCUGCCACUGGUCUCCUAGAUCCCUGUAUCUGCCGUGUGUCUGUCCGCAAGGAGCUGAAAGGUGGAAAAACCUAUUCCAAGCUUGGUUUUGCUGAUCUAAAUCUGGCGGAAUUUGCCGGCUCGGGGUUCACUGUCCGAUGUUGCUUGCUGGAAGGUUACGAUACGAAGAAUACACGGCAGGAUAAUUCCAUCUUGAAGGUGAUGAUUGGAAUGUCCCUGCUCUCUGGAGACCCCUGCUUUAAAACACCCCCAUCCACAGCCAAAUCAAUCACCAUCCCAGGGCAGGACUCCACUCUGCAGUUGACCUGUAAAGGUGAAGGUACAAGCAGCAGCAACAGCACACCUGCCACAAUUGGCUCCAUCCGUCAGAAUAAGUCCAGGCCCACUGUCCUCGGCUCAGGUGUCCCAGAGGAACCGGACCAGAACCUGUCCAGUCCAGAGGAAGUAUUCCACUCAGGGCAUUCGCGGAACUCCAGUUAUGCCAGCCAGCAAUCCAAGAUCUCCGGCUAUAGUACUGAGCACUCACGAUCCUCCAGCUUGUCUGACCUGACCCACCGGCGGAAUACCUCCACCAGCAGCAGUGCCUCUGGAGGGCUCAGCAUGACUGUCGAGUGCCCCGAGGGCGAGCGAGAACACAAGAUGGAGAAACCCCCUCGCCCGCCAAGACCAAACCUCCUAUUAGAUAGAUCGUCCAGGAGGAAAAAGGAUUCUGUGGAGAGUCAUCCCACCUGGGUGGACGACACCAGGAUCGACGCUGACGACAUAGUGGAGAAAAUCAUGCAGAGUCAAGACUUCACAGAUGUCAGCAACACAGAAGAUAGCAACCUGAGGCUGUUUGUGAGCAGAGACGGCACAACCACGCUGAGCGGGAUUCAGCUUGCAAACAGGGUCUCAUCUGGAGUUUACGAGCCAGUGGUAAUCGAAACCCAUUAAAUGUGAAACGGCCGGGGCGGACCUGCUGGAAAUGGUCCCCAACCAUGCUCACGUCGGAUGCCAAUGCCUCCUCUUCGACUUUUUCUCUUCACUCGACAUUCCAGGCGGGAGUCCUGAGGCCUCUUCCUUGCCAUGUGCACUACAGA
This is a messenger RNA of Sphaerodactylus townsendi, 1979 nucleotides long. It is a transcript of the gene EEIG1, whose product is annotated as family with sequence similarity 102 member A. The record is from RefSeq and is a predicted model, not a curated record. NCBI's taxonomy places the organism in Eukaryota, Metazoa, Chordata, Lepidosauria, Squamata, Sphaerodactylidae.